AUGGUAGGUUCUAAUGUAUCUUUCACUUGGUUAUUAUUCAUAUUGAUCAAUUGUUUAUUAUGUGUUGUAGCUAAUACAGAAACUUUUCAAGUUUCAUUACCUCGUGGUGAUCCAAUUGUUAAUAUACCGUCAAUUAUUAAUACUGAGUUAAAUAUUUGGUCAUUAGAUAUAUCAUCAAAUGUAAUUGAUUCAAAACCUAUUCUAUUAAGAUUUGAAUAUGAUAAUGCUAUUAACUCGGAUAGUUAUGAUAUGCAAUUGUAUUCUUUUAAGAUUUGUUGGUCUGCUAUAACACCAAUAUCUUAUAAGAGUGAAUCAUUUAUAGUUAACCAUACUACUACAACAGAUAAUGAACAAAAAUUAAUUUAUGAAAUUUCAUUUAUUUUCGAAAAUGAUUCGUAUCCAAAGAUAGAUUUAAAUGAAUCAAUAAUAAUAAUAAAUUGUUCAUUAAAUAAAUUAAUAUGGGGUUUUUUACCAAGUGAAUUAUUACCAAUAAUUUUAACAAUCUUAAUAACUUUAUUAUCAAUUAUAUCAUUUUAUAAAAUUUAUUUAUUUAUUUAUUAA
This is a messenger RNA of Maudiozyma saulgeensis, 561 nucleotides long. NCBI's taxonomy places the organism in Eukaryota, Fungi, Ascomycota, Saccharomycetes, Saccharomycetales, Saccharomycetaceae. The record is from the annotation of a GenBank genome assembly.